AUGCCAGAAAAUGUAAAAAUGACAACAAAUGAGGAUGUGAAUGCAAGCGAAAAGAGGAUGACAACAACCAGAAUAAUAAGAAGAAAUUCACCGUAUUUACGAGCUCCGAGAAUGUAUUCAAUCUCAGACUUAGCCUUAGCAUGCCCUUUGCACUGUCCAGAGUUGAGUAUUUCAGAUUUUGAUAUUGGUAGAAGACUAGGUAGUGGCCAGUUUGGGUCAGUUUACUUGGCAAGAGAAAGAAGAACCAAAUAUAUUGUAGCCUUAAAGGCACUUAGGAAGAAGAAUCUCGUAAAGAGUGGAAUGGAGGUACAGGUUAGAAGGGAAAUCGAAAUUCAGGCGCACUUAAAGCAUGAAAAUAUUCUCCAACUGUAUGCAUGGUUUGAGGAUAAGAGCAGAAUUUGGCUCGUAAUAGAGAUAGCCCCAGGUGGUGAACUUUAUGAAAAGCUAUGCACAGAUGGACCAUUAAAGGAGUAUCAGGCUGCAAAAUACAUGAAGAUGAUGAUUGAAGCUAUUCAGUGUUGUCAUAGAAAGCAUGUUAUUCACAGGGACAUAAAACCUGAGAAUAUUUUGAUAGGAGUGGAUGGACAACUUAAGUUGGCAGAUUUUGGCUGGUCCUCCCACAUUAACAAUAACAAAAGCAGGAGAAGAACAUUUUGUGGAACUUAUGAUUACCUUCCACCUGAGAUCACUAGAAAGCAGGAAUAUGGUCCGGAAGUCGAUAUUUGGUCUUUGGGAGUUUUGUGUUAUGAACUAAUUAAAGGCGAGCCACCUUUCCCUUCAAAUCAAGGACAUAAUGUUCAGUAUUAUUUGAUUCAAAACAAACAACCUGAGUAUUCACCUCACUGGUCUCCAAUUUUGGUUGGGUUUAUUCAUGCUGCAUUGCAAAAACUACCCCAAAAUAGAAUCACUAUUACUGAUAUGUUAAAACAUCCUUUUAUUGUCAAGUAUACGUCCGGAGAAACACUUACCCAAGAGAUUACAUUAACUGAAAACUCAAAUAAAACUUUUAAUAUUGAAAACUACGGUAAUAAUGAUGAAAAUGUUUACAAAAAUAACAAGACUAAUCAACCAACUAAUUAA
Cryptosporidium ubiquitum is the source of this 1080-nucleotide messenger RNA. Its product is annotated as protein kinase. Bases 1 to 1080 code for a protein of 359 amino acids. Gene Ontology annotation, biological process: regulation of cytokinesis; protein phosphorylation; mitotic spindle organization. NCBI's taxonomy places the organism in Eukaryota, Apicomplexa, Conoidasida, Eucoccidiorida, Cryptosporidiidae. The transcript has a single exon. Gene Ontology annotation, molecular function: ATP binding; protein kinase activity. The record is from RefSeq and is a predicted model, not a curated record. Gene Ontology annotation, cellular component: spindle microtubule; spindle midzone; chromosome passenger complex.